This is a messenger RNA of Hypanus sabinus (Atlantic stingray), 2725 nucleotides long. RefSeq names its product protein YIF1A-like. Gene Ontology annotation, cellular component: endoplasmic reticulum-Golgi intermediate compartment; COPII-coated ER to Golgi transport vesicle; endoplasmic reticulum membrane. The transcript is spliced from 5 exons. The coding region runs from base 444 to 896 and encodes 150 amino acids. NCBI's taxonomy places the organism in Eukaryota, Metazoa, Chordata, Chondrichthyes, Myliobatiformes, Dasyatidae. Gene Ontology annotation, biological process: endoplasmic reticulum to Golgi vesicle-mediated transport. The record is from RefSeq and is a predicted model, not a curated record.
GAGGUCAGAGGGGAAUGGCCAGACUGAUUCAGGCAGACAGGAACUCAAACAGGCACAUGUUGCUACAGUGAUGUGUUUCUCUCAGAGGUUCUCUGAAUGUGGAUGUUCCACUCCUGUUCCUGAUGAGGGAGCCACCGAGUACAGUUAGUUACAGGGGAGGCGUGGCUGGGUCCACACUCUGUACAGCUUGGGGAUGCACUGCAGAGGGCCUGGUGUUCUUUCCUGCCAUCGCAGUUCCCCUCCUGUUCUCUAUGGGAGCUUGAGGCGGGGCAGGGGCCUUGUCCCAGCAGUCGGGCCGCGUCCUACAUACGUACGGAGCUGGAGUUUCUCACACGCACGCUCUGCCUUGCCUUUAGAACUGGGAGCUUGGCUAUCACGCGGAAGCUCGCCUGACCCCGCGGGAGGAUUACCACGCCAACGCUCCAGACCUCUACAUUCCAACCAUGGCUUUCAUUACCUACAUCCUGCUGACGGGGGUGGCCCUGGGCAUGCAGAAGAGGUUCACCCCUGAGGUGUUGGGUAUGUGUGCCAGCACCGCUCUCGUCUGGAUCAUUAUCGAGGUGCUGGCUCUUCUGCUGGCCCUCUACCUGAUAUCAGUGCACACAGAUCUCACCACCUUUGACCUUAUUGCGUACAGCGGGUACAAGUAUGUCGGGAUAAUAAUCACCAUUCUAAGUGGCUUGUUAUUUGGACGAGAUGCUUACUAUAUUGCUUUCGCCUGGACGUCCUGCGCCAUCAUGUUCUUCUUAGUCCGCUCCCUGAGAAUGAAGGUGCUCUCCUCGUCGGGCAUGUCCGCGAAUUACAGCUCCAAGAACCGGCUCAGAAUGUACGUCACCCUGGCCCUCGCUGGCUUUCAGCCCCUCAUCAUCUACUGGCUGACCGUCCCCCUGGUUUGAUGAGCAGGCCCUUCCCGUUCCACGGCGCGAGAUUGGUCUUCUCCUCCCUGGAAGAAUUGAUGCCAGAUGCUUUAAGAUUCCCUAACGAUUGAGUUGUUUAGUUUUCCUUGGCCGAGGAUGAGCAUGGUGUGUACUUCAGUAAACCAUCCUGGCUGUGAGCUCGCCAGAGAGAGACUUGCUGCAGGCUGUGCACCGUGCUGAGGGCAGGCUCUUCGUGGUCCGCGAAGAACCAAGGGAAUGGCAGAAAUAUCGCUGACCUUCUCCGGACGUGGUCCACGCGUGGGUCUCGGAUCGACGGCUGAAGCCGCGGAGCAUCACCAACCCGUUAGGACAUUCUUCCAGCUCCCCCGGCCGCAGAUGCACCUCUGAUUCUUCGCAGUCGACCUGAGCCCGUUGAGGGAGGAUUGGAAAAUGCGACCGCGCCCCUGUAUCGGCAUACCGCGCCCGGGCAACGGUGGUGGUGGGUUUUCAGUUGUGAAUUUUCAAAGGCUGACAAAUACAUCCUGGUUUUAAGUCAUCUGCGGCUUAGUCCCUCCCUCUUCUGGUUCCCCUUGCAUAGGACAGAAGAGCAAAAGUCCAUUCAGCCCAUCGAGUCUGCUCCGCCAUUCCAUCAUGGCUGAUUUAUUAUCCGUCUCAACUCCAUUCUUCUGCCUUCUCCCCGUAGCCUUUGAGGUCCUGACUAAUCAAGAACCUAUCAACCCCUGCUUUAAGUACACCCACUGACUUGGUCUCCACAGCCGCCUGUGGCAAUGAAUUCCACAUUCACCACCCUCUGGCUAAAGAAAUUCCUCCGCAUCACUGUUCUAAAUUGAUGUCCCUCUGUUCUGAGGGUGUGUCCUCCCAACCUGGAUUCCUCACUGUAGGAAAUUCCCUCUCCAUAUUCUCUAAAUUCAGACCUUUCAGUAUUUAAUAGGUUUUGAGGAGAUUCCCCGCAUUCUUCUGAACUCCAUCGAGUACAGGCCCAGAGCCAUUAGACUCUCCUCGUUCAUUACAGUGCCUUUGUCGCAUAUGAAAGUCUAGGGUACCGAAGGAUUGUGCACAGGACUGUAUCUGUCAGUGUGCAGCAGACAGCGAAUUUGUAAAUCUGGCUGGAGCAAAGGAUGUUGGGGAUGGUGAGGGUGGAGGGGUGUGGGACAGGGGGCAGAGAAGGAGUGUCAGGGGCGGGUGCAGACACACCCAGCCCUGAGACACCAGGCAAGGUCAUUUGAUUCCAAACAAUCGGUUUAUUGAUCGUUACAGAAUGUCUCUCUGGUACUUCCCGCUCCCUCCCCUCUCCCUUCCCCUUUUCCCAACCAUGAUUCCCCUCUCCCUGCCCCUUUCCCACUCUCAGUCCACAAUAGAGACCCAGAUCAGAAUCAGGUUUAUCAUCACUCACACAUGCCAUGAAAUUUGUUUUUUCUGUGACAGCAGUACAGUGCGAUACAUAAAAUUACUACAGUACAAUAAAAAUUUGAAUUACAAAAAAAAUUACUACAGUACAGUGCAAAGGUCAAAGGCACCCUAACUCUACAUGUGCACAGUGGAGUGCCAUCUCCUCUCAGCACAGGAAAGACAGGAGGAUGUGGGGUGUCAGUGUCAUGACUGAAACAUCUGUUGCAUGGCGCUGCCCGGUCCACAAUACGCUGGGGAAAAGGCCCCUACAGGUGUCCUCCCUCGAUGGUAAACCAGACCACCAGGCUGACGUGAGCCCACGUCAUUCGCUUGAGGGAGCGGGAAUCCUAUCUGAGUGUCUGGGGGGGGGGGGGCUCAGUGACUGAGCACGCAGUCCUUUUCAUUCGGGCCAUGAAAUCAAAACCGUAACAGUGACAUGGUAAAUGCAAUGAUUAAAU